UGGUUGUCCUCAUGUUUUUCAAAUUUGGUUCUAUGAGUGUUGUAAGUACAUGAAAGGUAAGUAUUGCAAAAAGGAAAACUCUCGUAUUCCAAGGAUCAUUCAGUGGACAUGCAAUAGUCAGCCUACUUUCAAAGUUUUGAAGACUACUAUUUUUUAUGUUUCCAAAGAUAAGGUAUAUCUGCUAGUUGUAAUUUGGUUUUUUAGUAGUUGUUUUUAUGUUGUUUUUCAUUAUUAAUAAUCUUCAUAAUUGAAAUUUUCAUUUUGUUGGUUUUUGAUCAGCUGGAACUAUCAAAUAUGAGGCCCACUGCUGCUGAGUUCAAAGCUUUGAAAUUGAGCAGUUUCAAGUUUGACACUAACUACAAUUCUUACAAGAGUGUUCCUGUUCCCGAAGAGCUUUCUGUUGCUCAGAGUGACAUUUUUGUCAAGCUUGAUGCUUUUUCUGAGAAAUUUGAUAGUUUGGAGGUGAAGAUCGAUUUGCUGCAUACUUCCCAACAGAAGAUUUCAUCUGAUUUGAUUGAGUUGAAAGAGUUUGUGUCUGCACAGUUUGUUUCUUUUGGUGCUCAGAUGGCUUCAAUGCAGACACAGUUUUCUACUGUUUUUGUCGAUUCUUAUGCUAAGGACAAAGGCAGUGACUCUUCCAAUGAUGAUGGUGGAAGUGGUAAUGAAGAAGAUUUUGAUUUAGAUGAAUCUAAAGAAACUGAUGACAAUGAAGAAGAGAAUGUUAUGGGUGAUGAAGAAGGUGAGGGUAGUGAAGGUGAAGAGAAGGAUGGUCAAGCUGAUGAAGAUUCUGAGUCAAAAGAAAAAAAUGAUAAGGGCAGUGAUGAUGAAUGCACUGAUAGUGAGGAGAAGGUAGAUAAGUAGACAAUGUAA
Molecule: messenger RNA, 870 nt
Organism: Cannabis sativa
Lineage: Eukaryota; Viridiplantae; Streptophyta; Magnoliopsida; Rosales; Cannabaceae
Product: spore wall protein 2-like
Exons: 2
Coding region: 295-861 (188 amino acids)
Source: RefSeq, a predicted model, not a curated record